Messenger RNA from Suillus subalutaceus, 1560 nucleotides. RefSeq lists its product as uncharacterized. Bases 1 to 1560 code for a protein of 519 amino acids. The record is from RefSeq and is a predicted model, not a curated record. The transcript has 13 exons. NCBI's taxonomy places the organism in Eukaryota, Fungi, Basidiomycota, Agaricomycetes, Boletales, Suillaceae. Gene Ontology annotation, molecular function: Hsp90 protein binding.
AUGUCGCAACCGACAGCAACACAGCUCAAGGACGAGGGCAAUGAGUUAUUUAGGAAGCAAGACUACGUCGGGGCAUUGGCAAAAUAUACCGAGGCUAUUGCUUUGGAUGACAAGAACGCUGUUCUAUAUGCGAACCGUGCUGCUUGCAAUCAUGGAUUGAAUAGAUACCUGGAUUCUGUCGAUGAUGCGAAGAUGAUAUUGAUCCAGGGCUAUGCCAAAGGGUGGUCACGACUGGCAGCAUCUCGAGACGCCCUCGCGGACUGGGAGCGGAGUGCUGAAGCGUGGCAGAAGGCACUGGAUGCACUCCCGAAAACUAACUUUCAGUCCCGCGGAACAGCGGCAGAAAGAUCAGCUCCACGGGACCCACGUUUUGUUCGUUUCAAGGCCGGUGAUGGCAACCUUCCUUGGCAAAUCGCGACGGGGAUGCUUCCCGAACUCCGGCAAGCGGGUCCCGCAAAAUUCUCUAGCAGUGCUUGGGUGAUCUCAUCUGCAUACGAAAAUUUCACGAAAGGGGUAGAUUUUAUGAAUGAAUUGAAAGAAAUACCUCACGCUCAAGCUCCAGGAGGAGUUGCUUACGGCGGAAGUCUGAUGGCCUUGACGUAUAUGACCAAUGGCUUGAUGCGUGACGAGCGCGCGUUCUAUUUCAAUCAACCCGACUGGAUUACCAAGUACAACAAACAAGUCACGUUCGAAGCUACGGCUCGCCGAGCCUGGCACUCCAACGGACCCGAAGCUAUCAAGGAGCUGGCACAGAAACGCUUGAAGGAAAAGGGCUGGAAUGAUGUACGCCCCGCUUUGUCAGUGACUGUUCGUGCAUGGAUAACGAGAAGCAUGUUGGAAAGCCAUUUGAGAGGGGGACCUGACGUCGGUCUUCAGUUUUUGAAACGAGCUGUUGACCUGCUUGAAUGGGGACGAAACGUUUGGAAGAAUGUUGCCAAUGACGAUCGUGGAACGAUUUUCCAGGAUACGAUUUUGCGAAGCGUGCGUAGCAUGCACCUCAGGAUGUUUAUGGACGCUUACGCCACCAACCCUGGCUUGAACUCUAAGUUUCCCCUUGAACAUCUGAAGGAAGAAGCUGAAGACCUCAUCAAAGAGAUUGAAAUAGCAGCAAAGAACCCUAGUAAAGAGGAAGUUGACCCUGGCUUUGUAUCGUCUUUUUGUAUCUAUCCUGCUGGAAAUGCUUAUUCGAUGAUAGGAUUCUAUCAUACACAGACAGCUCGGUACAGCGAUGACAUUGCCGCGUGUAUUGGCUUUGCGAAUGGGGCAAGGGCAUACCUACAAGCAGCUAACACAUACCCCGAGGAUGACGAAUACCGCCCAUUUUACUUGAGCUGCGCUAUGGAUUGUAUGCGAAAUGCCGGUGUCUCUAUUCGCGAGUUCAAUAAAGUUGCCAUUGAAUUACGGGCAGCCGUGCCUAAGAUGAUGAAGAUAUGGGCGGUCUCUGCUCUGCAGCAAGGUGGACGAGACGAUAAAAUACAAGCAAACUUGCGCAGCGCAGAUGAUAUAAUGAAGCUUGUCGCCGAAGGAAAGUUGACGCUGGAAGAUCCUGUACCACUGUGA